AUGGCCCCUCUUCGCGUUGGAAGUCUGGUUUUCCCGUAUCAAGCUCUUGAUACAGUCGGCCCUCUCGAUAUCUUGGGCUCUGGCAGCAAAGAAGUCGCGGGAUUCCUUAAGACUUACGGCCCUGUGGACCAAGUCGCCGCGAAGAAAGCGCCAGAAGUUGAAUUCCACCACAUCGGCCUCUCCAAAGAGCCAGUCCCCUUGACUGCCGGGUUUCUCGUCGUCCCAACAACUACCGUCGACGAAGCGCCUGAGCUGGAUAUCCUCCUCGUCGGAGGCCCGAACCCUGAAAGCUUUGCGUUGGACCCCAAGUACGCGCAGUAUAUCCGGCAGCAUGUCGCUUCCGGUAAGCUCCUCUUCACCAACUGCACGGGAGCUUUCGUGGCGGCUUCAGCUGGCGUGCUGGACGGCAAGCGGGCAACAAUCAACAAUGUCGAGUACGAGUGGGUCAAGAAGCGUUUCCCUGCAGUGAACUGGACCAAAGAGACGAAGUGGGUGGUUGAUGGCAAUAUCUGGACAGCUGCAGGUGCUGUCGCGGGCAUGGACAUGGUGGCACAUUGGCUCAAGGAGCAAUAUGGCCCGGAAGUCCAUCGGUUGUCUACUAUGGGACUCGAUUUUGAGCCCCGAGACACCUAUGGCGUACUCAAUGUCCUCCCCAAGCGAUAUGAUGUUGCUGGAAGACAGCUGCCCACACACGAGUUCUUCUAUUUCGACUCCUACUAG
This is a messenger RNA of Clonostachys solani, 720 nucleotides long. The record is from the annotation of a GenBank genome assembly. Lineage: Eukaryota; Fungi; Ascomycota; Sordariomycetes; Hypocreales; Bionectriaceae.